GCAUUGCAGUUUUGGCAGAGAUGACCCGCACUCUCAAAGUGCAGGUGAUCAAGGCAACUGAUCUAGCCGUUAGAGAUUUCAUAAGCAGUGAUCCUUAUGUCAUCCUCACGCUUGGAAAUCAUGUGGAUGCGGAGGACUUCAGUCAAAAACAAUGAUCUUAAUCCAGUUUGGAAGGAAGCUUUUACAUUUCCUGUAGAGAAUACUGAUUCCAGCUUGCUCAAAGUGGAACUGUGGGAUGAUGAUACAUGGAGGCGAGAUGAUAAAAUGGGAGAUGCUGAAAUUGAUUUGAAACCGCUGUUUGAGAAACAAGCUAAACAUAAGAAAGUGUUGUCUCCUUGCAAAGAUAACUGCUUGUACAAAGAUAGUAGCAUUUUCCAGUAUGAAAAUGGGAGAAAGACCCAGGAAGUGUGGUUGAAGCUCCGAAAUGUUGAAUCUGGUAGCUUGAACUUGCAAAUGGAAUGGACCCUCCCCUCUACUUAGGAAAUAAAUCAUUUGGAAGGGUUGAGGGAUUGAAUUCAAUUGGUUAAUGUAUUGGGUUUUUAU
This is a messenger RNA of Cryptomeria japonica (Japanese cedar), 543 nucleotides long. Its product is annotated as protein C2-DOMAIN ABA-RELATED 9. The record is from RefSeq and is a predicted model, not a curated record. Bases 97 to 480 code for a protein of 127 amino acids. Lineage: Eukaryota; Viridiplantae; Streptophyta; Pinopsida; Cupressales; Cupressaceae. Gene Ontology annotation, molecular function: phospholipid binding; GTPase activator activity. The transcript has 3 exons.